UGACGUCAGGACAGUGAAGGACUCCAGCCUGUGCUGCUCUCCAAACAAUCAAGGCGAUGGUCCUGUCGGCACAGUCGUGCUUUGGAGGGAGACUUUUUCACAGCGAAAGCCAGGGAAACAUUACAACCCCUGAAAUGUACCAGAGCCCACCGGUCGCGGUGGAUUAAAACGGAAACUUUUACGAUGGCCCUGAACGUGAAAAAGUAAUCAAAACAGCAUCAUCCACGCAGCGGACGUUCAAGCCAGCGACGAACGUUAGAUGCACGCGCACUGCUAAUAUGAGCGAACCGAGCCGCCGUCUCAACCCUUGCUGCACUGACACGUUUUUACUGUUUUAACCAGUUGGAGCAGGACAUUGGCCGGCUUUUAUCUGUUUACUAUCAUUUUACACUCAGACUAAGCUACGAGUACGACCUACAGGACCAACCAUGGCAGGCAAGCUGACUGCACAAGGCACGGGAAUACUGCUCGUGACAGCCAACGUCGGCUCCCUCUUUGAAGAUCCUGAAAACCUCCAGAAGACAUGGCUGAGAGAAUUCGAGCAGACCGUACAUUCGCACAAGCCUCACUUCAUCGCGGUGCACUGUCAGGAAGUGGGGGGGAAGAACUGUGAGACGUCCAUGGCACACGUGGACAGUUUUAUCAAAGAGUUGCUGUCCAGCGAUGGCUUGAAGGAGUAUAGCAGAGCCCGUGUCUACCUCGAUGAGAACUAUGAGUCCAAGGAGUUAUUCACAGCACUGGGGAGUUGCUACUUUAUCCACGACUCCUUGAAAAACAUCCAACAGUUUGAUUUCAAAGCAAAGAAAUUCAAGAAGGUGGUUGGCAAGGAGACCUGCUCUGAUACACUAGAAAGCAUACCCAUGCUGGAGAAGCAGAAGUUCCCACAGGAUUACUUCCCAGAGUGCAAGUGGUCCAGAAAGGGCUUCAUCAGAACCCGGUGGGCCUUGGCGGACUGUGCCUUCGACCUGGUUAACAUCCACCUGUUCCAUGACGCCUCCAACCUGGUCGCCCUGGAGAAGAGCCCCUCUGUCUACUCUGGGACCAGACAGAAGGCCCUUGGCUACGUCCUAGACUGGAUCACAGACCAACGGUUCGAAAAGUUGCCGUAUUUUGUCUUUGGGGACUUCAACUUUCGGUUGGACACCAAGCAGGUUAUUGAGAGCCUCUGCUCCACUGCCACUAUGCAGACGGUCCAGGCCGCUGACACCAAUGAAGUCGACAAGCUAAUAUUCAGAGAAAGCGACAACGACAGGAAGGUUGUUCUCGAACUUGAAAAGAAGCUUUUUAAAUAUGCCAACCAGGAUGUUUUCCGGGAAAACAAUGGGACCUCGCUGUUAGUGUUUGACAAAGAGCUGUCUGUCUUCAAGGACCGUCUGCAUGAGCUGGAGAUCACCUUCCCUCCCAGCUACCCAUACAGUGAAGACAGUAGCCAGGGCAAGCAGUACAUGCCCACCAGGUGCCCCGCGUGGUGCGACCGCAUCCUGAUGUCCGCCACUGCCAGAGACUUAGUUCUGAAGCCAGAAAACGAGGAGCGGUCUAUAGUCUACGACAACAUAGGGCCCAACGUGUGCAUGGGGGACCACAAGCCUGUUUUCCUGUCCUUCCGAAUAGCAGCGGGGGCAGGUAAACCUAAUGCAAAUAAGCACAAGUGUUGUGUGGUGCAGUGAUGUCGUGGCAGGGAAAUGGAGCCAAAAGGGGGAGAAGAUAUGCCGUGAAGCGCCUCUGUGAGAACCCAAGAGGAAACAACAACACACACAAACACACACGCACACACAUACACACACAGACUCGCAUUCUCACAAACACACAAACACACAACACUGACCUACACCCACUGACCUAAACACACACACAAAAGCACAGGAGUACAAAAUGCACACACACACACACACACACACACACACACACACACACACACACACACACACACACACACACACACACACACACACACACACACACACACACACACACACACACACACACACACACACACACACACACACACACACACACACACACACACACACAGUAAGAGAAAAGAGCCAACACUAGCGUGUCCAGCAGUGCUGAGCAGUGCUGAGCAGGUUGGGCUGUUGGUCGUGUCUCUCCCUCCACACAGAGCAGAACCCUGAGAAUGUGGACUAGCCACCCCGCCAGCCUGGCUCCAGACUACACACACACACACAUCGCUGACCUCACUGUUGCCAUGCAACCCCAUUCCCUUAAAAGCAAAAACACACAUCCAUAUUAUCUAUAUAUUUAAAACUAUACGGACGGACGGACAGACUUCGUUUUUCAUGUUGUAACCUCCUUGCCAAAACUCUAAGUGGAGUCCCUCCCGACGCCAUGGUUAUUUUAGAUUUUUAUUUUGUCCGUUAAGGUAUGCAUCUACGCAUAGAAGCUAUGGUCCCGUUUGGUAUCUUAAGAUGUUUAAACAAAAGAAAAAAAAAGUGCAAUGCAAAAAAAGUAGUAUGUCUAUUGCUAGGUUUAUUUGUACCCGGGACAGUAUAACAUAGAUUUGUUAAUGGUUUUUAAGUGCUUUGUUUUUUCCGACCCAAACUCUGAGGUCCUUCUGGUUAGAAUCAAGAAUGUUUUUCGAGUUUAAUAUCAAAAGUUUUUUGUUUUUGUUCUUUCUUUUUUUUUAAUGGCGUUGUUAUUUUGAGUUUGAAUUGCUGUCGUCGUCGUCGUUGUUGUGGUUGUUUGCACACAACACUGCCAUGCCUGACACAUCGGUUUGAGUCUCAUUUUAUAUACUGUACUUUUUAAAAAGAGAUAUAAUUUAUAAUUCUUACCAAAAUUGUUAUGCGGAAGGUAUGUCUAGAGACA
Molecule: messenger RNA, 2829 nt
Organism: Gadus chalcogrammus (walleye pollock)
Lineage: Eukaryota; Metazoa; Chordata; Actinopteri; Gadiformes; Gadidae
Product: inositol polyphosphate-5-phosphatase A-like
Exons: 16
Coding region: 429-1667 (412 amino acids)
Biological process (GO): phosphatidylinositol dephosphorylation
Molecular function (GO): inositol-polyphosphate 5-phosphatase activity
Source: RefSeq, a predicted model, not a curated record